GGGGACCCCAGCGCUCAGUGUCAGUGCCCUCUCGAGUUGCUGCCCCUCACUGACUGACGGAAUCAAUCAACCCCACCAUGAGAAUCUUAUCAACCCAUCAUCCAUAGCUUUUUGGAGGAGGCAAAUUUAAUUUUGACGUCCCCUGCAUUACUUGCAUUCGAGACAUCAACUACACAUACCUCCGAGCAAUACCAUAUAACAUCCAAUACAAAACAGACAUUCGCUAAACUGUCCAAAAUGGUCCGCCACAAAAAAGAUUUCGCCUCCAAGGGUAGAAAAGGAGGUCCAGCCCUGCGACGAGGACCCCGCCGUGAUGAUGAUGGUGAUGGUUCUUCGCGCCCAGCUUUCAAAGCCGCCUGCUGGGAUCUCGGCCAUUGCGAUCCUAAGCGCUGUUCCGGAAAGAAACUCAUGAAACUUGGAAUGAUGCGCGACCUGCAUCUCGGCCAACGCCAUAACGGAGUCAUUAUCACACCCAAUGGCAAACAUACCGUCUCCCCUGCCGAUCGCGAGCUCAUGGACCAGUACGGCGCUGCUGUUGUAGAGUGCUCUUGGGCGAGGACGCAGGAGGUUCAGUGGAAUAAAGUUGGUGGGAAGUGCGAGCGGUUGUUGCCGUACCUCGUCGCUGCGAAUACGGUCAACUAUGGCAAGCCCUGGCGUCUGAACUGUGUUGAAGCGCUGGCUGCAGCUUUCUACAUUUGUGGUCACUCAGAUUGGGCGGAGCAGAUUCUUGCACCGUUUUCAUACGGACCAUCCUUCCUCGAGAUCAACCACAGCUUACUCAAGCGAUAUGCUGCAUGUGCGGAUGAGGCGGAGAUCAAGAAGACUGAAGAAGAGUGGAUGGAGCAACUGGAGAAAGAAUACGCAGAGAGUCGAGAGGAAGGAAACGACGAUAUGUGGACCAGCGGAAAUACCAAUCGAAGACGUGUUCAAUCCUCUGACGAUGAGGGCGACGACGAAGAGGAUGACAGUGACGAAGAGGAAGAUGGAAGCGUGGACGGUAUAUAUCUUGGCAAGAAGCCACCUAAAGCUCAGCCAGAAGAGGAGGAGGAGGAGGAGGAGGAGGAGGAAAAGGAUCGCUACGCAAUAUCUGACGACUCAGAUGACGAGGACGCGAUGGCCGAGAUUCGUCGCAAAGUUCUCGCCUCAAAGACCUUCACUAACCCCAAUCAACAAGACGAUAAGAAACCUGCCAUCAUUCCCAACCCACAUCAACACCAGCAGCAGUUCAGGCCUAAUACCAGCGUCCAGCCUGACUCGGACAACGAGAGGAGCGGAAGCGAGGAUGACGAUGACGACGAUGAAUUUGAUAACAUCAUUGAGGCUACACCUGUGACUGAUCGUAUUGGUUUGGCUAAAUUGGAAAAGGAGCGUAACCAGGCUACUAUUACGACGAGGACGUUCUCAUCCAAUGCUGUGGGAGCGCCAUCUCGAAGUUGAGCAUAGGGUUACCAAAUAGAAAUCGUAUAAGAACUCUCACCACAUUACUGAUUCGAC
Messenger RNA from Fusarium oxysporum Fo47, 1494 nucleotides. RefSeq names its product ribosome biogenesis protein TSR3. Lineage: Eukaryota; Fungi; Ascomycota; Sordariomycetes; Hypocreales; Nectriaceae. The coding region runs from base 238 to 1437 and encodes 399 amino acids. Gene Ontology annotation, biological process: maturation of SSU-rRNA. The record is from RefSeq and is a predicted model, not a curated record. Gene Ontology annotation, molecular function: rRNA small subunit aminocarboxypropyltransferase activity. The transcript has a single exon.